This is a messenger RNA of Pseudogymnoascus verrucosus, 1505 nucleotides long. RefSeq lists its product as uncharacterized. The transcript has a single exon. NCBI's taxonomy places the organism in Eukaryota, Fungi, Ascomycota, Leotiomycetes, Thelebolales, Thelebolaceae. Gene Ontology annotation, molecular function: phosphoadenylyl-sulfate reductase (thioredoxin) activity. Gene Ontology annotation, cellular component: cytoplasm. The record is from RefSeq and is a predicted model, not a curated record. Bases 352 to 1263 code for a protein of 303 amino acids.
CUCUCCUUCUCUCCCUUCUCUUCUUCUUCAUCUUCCAUAAACCCGGUUUCUGAUUAUUCUUCCUCUUUCGACUUUGUCAUCAUCCAACUCUUUGUUGCUGGCAUUGUCUGCAUUAUUCAUCAGACUCCUGACUGCAGUCUCUUGUUCAUGACCGACUUAUAAGAAGCACACAUACUCACACGACUUCUCUAUUCACCCCUCACUUCACUCAGUCAACCCCUCGAUCUACCACACACGUCACAUCCGCUCGAAUAAAAACAACAUCUCGACUCAAACCAAAACCAAACCAGAGAUCGAAACAUCACAUACCUGAAACCACACCCACACACAAACCCACCCACCAACCUCACGAUGGGCUCCUCCAAAGACACCACAAGCGACGCCGAGUCCGGCUACGCCUCCGGCUCCUCCUCCCGCGCAACUCUCCCACAAAUCACCUUCACCAAGCCGCAACUGAAGCACAUCAACUCUCAACUCUCCCGCAUGGAGCCCCUCGCCAUCCUCCGCUGGGCCAAGACCACCCUCCCCUCGCUCUUCCAGACCACCGCCUUCGGCCUCACCGGCCUCGUCACCAUCGACCUCCUCUCCAAGCUCCAAGCCGAGGACCCCUCCUCCCCCGCCGUCCCCCUCAUUUUCCUCGACACCUUCCACCACUUCCCCGAGACCCUCGACCUGCUACAACGCAUCCAGGCCCGCUACCCCGACGUCGCUCUCCACACCUUCUCCCCCGCCGGCCUCGCCAAUGCAGCUGAGUUCGAGGAACGCUACGGUCCCAAGCUAUGGGAGACGGACGCAGAUCUGUAUGACUGGGUCGCCAAGGUCGAGCUCGCCGAGCGCGCAUACUCCGAUCUCGGCGUCGCGGCAGUCCUUACCGGCCGCCGUCGUUCUCAGGGCGACAAGCGCUCCGAUCUCGGUAUUCUCGAAGUCGACGACGCUGGGCUGGUCAAGCUGAACCCCCUCUUCAACUGGUCGUUCGCGCAGGUGAAGGCGUACAUCGAUGAGAACAACGUGCCGUACAACGUGUUGUUGGACCAGGGAUACAAGAGCGUGGGUGACUGGCACAGCACGCAGCCUGUGGCGCAGGGAGAGGAUGAGCGCGCUGGAAGGUGGAAGGGUCAGGAGAAGACGGAGUGCGGGAUUCAUAAUAAGAGGAGCAAGUACGCUGUGUACCUCGAGGAGAUGGAGAGGAAGGCGAAGGCUGAGGCCGAGGCUGCUGCGGCGGUCGCUCCUACGCCCGUGGCGCCGGUGGAGAUUGUGAUCUGAACGUUGGAUCGGAGCGAAGCGGAUUUGAUUUUUGAUGGCAUUCAUGACGGCGUUUUGGGAGCAUAAAGUCACGGCGUUGGCGGAUCCCUUUUGGCGUUUAAUAUCUGGGGGGUGGGCAUAAUAUUGGCCCUAUUCCGUGGAGAAGCGGGAUAGAUUCUGGGCGAAAGAGAAAUGAACAUAGAUGAAUUUGAUGGCACUGGGGGAGGAGAGAGAGUUGUAUAUAGAAAAAUGAAGCAGAGUGG